Molecule: messenger RNA, 1107 nt
Organism: Phodopus roborovskii (desert hamster)
Lineage: Eukaryota; Metazoa; Chordata; Mammalia; Rodentia; Cricetidae
Product: alpha-2-HS-glycoprotein-like
Biological process (GO): negative regulation of endopeptidase activity
Cellular component (GO): blood microparticle; extracellular region; extracellular matrix
Molecular function (GO): cysteine-type endopeptidase inhibitor activity
Source: RefSeq, a predicted model, not a curated record
GUCCAUCUUCUACUGUGUUCUGGAGCAGCCAUGAAGUCCCUGGUUCUGCUCCUUUGUUUAGCUCAGCUCUGGGGCUGCCAAUCAGCUCCACACAUUACAGGGAUGAGUUUUAAAGAAGUGGCUUGUGACGACCCAGAAGUGGAACAAGUAGCUUUGGUUGCCGUGGACUACCUCAAUCAACAUCUCCUUCAUGGAUUCAAGCACAUCUUGAAUCAGAUUGACAAAGUCAAGAUGUGGAAUCGGCGGCCCUUCGGAGUGGUGUAUGAGUUGGAGAUAGACACCCUGGAGACCACCUGCCAUGUUCUGGACCCCACUCCCCUGGCCAACUGUUCUGUGAGGCAGCUGACCGAGCAUGCGGUGGAGGGAGACUGUGACUUCCACGUUCUGAAACAAGAUGGCCAGUUCACAGUGAUGCACAGCCAGUGCCAUUCCAAUCCAGACUCUGCAGAGGAUGUGCAUAAGGUGUGCCCAAGUUGUGCAAUCCUGAUUCCAUUCAAUGACACCAGUGUGGUGCACACCGUCAAAGCAGCCCUGGAUGCCUUCAAUGCACAGAAUAAUGGAACCUAUUUUAAAUUGGUGGAGAUUUCCAGAGCUCAAAAUGUGCCUCUCCCAGUUUCUACUUUUGUGGAGUUUGUGGUAGCUGCUACUGACUGUACUGCUCAAGAGGUUACAGAUCCAGCCAAAUGCAACCUGCUGGCAGAAAAGCAAUAUGGCUUCUGCAAGGCAAGUCUUGUCCAAAGGCUCGGUGGCGAAGAGGUUUCAGUGGCCUGCAAAGUUUUCCAAAAACAGCCCCAGCCAGCCAGUGUCAACACAGCAGGCCCUGCACCUGCAGGGGACCAAACCGAGACUGCAGCCCUACCAGCUGCCCCACCAGCAUCUUUGGUGGUAGGACCUAUGGUGGUGGCAGUUCCUCCAGGACCUCCAGCCCACCGAACCCACCAUGACCUGCGCCAUGCCUUCUCACCUGUGGCCUCAGUGGAAUCAGCCUCAGGAGAAGCUGUUGGUUCACCUAAGGUGGUCCAGCCUGGCACUGUGGGUGCUGCUGGUCCAGUGGCCCCCCUGUGCCCAGGCAGGAGACACUUCAAGAUCUAGGCUAGACUUGAAGUG